AUGGCGCUUUCGACUCCGUCGUUCCCCAUUUUCUUCCUCAGGCUCGUCUCGCCAAUCCCUGUGCUCUUAGCAGCAGUCUCUCUUUUGCCACUGGGUCCAUCACCACCACCUACCCCUUCUCCAAUCACACCUAUAGUUGUAGCUCAGAGAGUUCCUCGUAGAGCUUUCAUUAUACUCUUCUUAUCUUUAACAGCCUUUCUCUACUUCUUUGACGGCCUUACUUUUGUUAUAUUUGCCGUCAUUCGCAAGAAAUGGCACGCCGAAACUGGACUCCAAAUUAACUCUCUCGCGGGCCUCAUCGCGUUUUCCGGUCUGGCGGUGUUAGGUUCCUGGAAGGACGUACAUGGUGUGGAGAUUUGGGAUCUACGGAGACUUAAGCUUGCUAUUACUCUAUCAGCCGUUGCCGAUGUUGCUCUAGUUAUCUUACUGGCGCUCGACGCUCGCAAAGCCGGGUCGCUUUCUAGCUUGCCUAUCGAACAAUUACUUCACUUAGUGUUCCCCCUCUUACGACUCGUCCUUCUCUUACCUUUGUUAUUCAUUCUUUCCAUUCCACGCACCACGUAUUUGCCGGUCGAAUCGAAUACUGAAGAAGAUGUCGGCGUCCCAUCAUUGCUUCAUGCCCCGACCGCUCAACCUUCGACCGGUUUGCUGGCCGUUCCAUCACCCGAGCAGAACAAGUACGGGACGUUCCGUUCUACUCGAUCAGUCUAUUCGCAAACAGCCCCUUCCACUCGGACACCCACACCCACACCCUCGCAUGGCAAGCAUGAGGAUAAGCCCGAGAUAACUCUCGAGCCUUCUUGGAAAGAGCUUUGGCGGAGACUCACUAGGCUCACUCCUUAUCUAUGGCCCAAGAAGAACAAUGCUUUGCAGUUUAUUGCGUUCUUGUGUGUCUGCAUUGUUGCAAUUGGCCGAGUCGUCAAUCUCGCACAGCCCUUUGUGUUCGGUGAAUUGGUCAGAAUAUUGCAAGGCUCCUCCUCCAGACCCAUUUGGGGGGUUCUAGCAUCGUUCGUGGUUAUACGGUUCCUUCAAGGAAGCGGAGGGUUGGCCGCGUUGCGGGAGGCUCUUUGGGCACCUGUCAUGCAGUAUUCCGAUCGAGAGAUGUCCCUUUUAUCUUUUAAUCACCUCCUCAAUCUUUCGUUUGCUUUCCAUACACGUCGCAAGACUGGCGAAAUUCUUCGUGUCCUAGACCGUGGUGCUGCAAUUAAUCAUACCUUUGAGUUACUCUUGUUUAAUAUCUUACCGACUUUUCUCGAUAUCGCUGUCGCUUUGGUUGCAUUGUGUGUCACGUUUGAGUGGACUCUUGGAUUGGUCAUCUUCGUUGUCAUGUUUGCGUAUGUAUCAGCAAGUGUCGUGCUUACACAAUUGCGCACAAGAAUCAGGCGUCAAAUGAAUGAACGAGACGUCAUUACGCGGGGAAUUCAUACUGAUUGCCUACUCAAUUAUGAGACUGUCAAAUAUUUCGGCGGGGAGGACUAUGAGGCUGCCAGAUACCAGGAUGCUCUUCGUGAAUACCAGACUUUGGAAUACCGGGUCAUUAUUUCCCUCAACCUGCUGAAUCUGGUUCAGAACUUCAUCAUUACCUUCGGACUACUCGUAGGCUCUAUUAUUGUGGCUCGACAGGUUAUUGCAGAGGAGCUGGGCUCCAGUUAUUUUGUCAUUUUCAUCGCAUACCUUGGGCAGCUGUAUACGCCGCUUAACCAGCUCGGAUACGUUUAUCGAUCUGUCAACCAAUCUCUUAUCGAUACCGAGAAACUCCUCAAGUUGCUGAAUGAGCCCACGGAAGUGAACGAUAUACCUAACGCACCUGAUUUGGCUGUUGAAGAUGGAGAGAUUGAGUUUGACAAUGUCAGCUUUUCAUAUGAUGGUCACACCGCGGCAUUGAACGGCGUGUCAUUCAAAGUUCCAAAAGGCUCUUCUGUUGCCCUUGUGGGAGAAUCUGGUUCUGGAAAGUCCACCAUAUUUCGGGUACUUUUCCGAUUCUAUGAUCUUGCUGAGGGUCAAGGGAGGAUUUUGAUUGACGGGAAGGAUAUUCGUGAGGUCACUCAGAAGAGCCUUAGGCAGGCUAUUGGCGUUGUUCCACAAGAUUCUGUAUUGUUCAACACCAGUAUUGCAUACAACAUAGCAUAUGGGAAGUUCGGUGCCUCUCAGGAAGAGAUCGAAAUUGCUGCUAAGUCUGCACAGAUGCAUGAUCGUAUCAUGUGCUUCCCUGAUGGUUAUCACACUGCUGUCGGAGAACGGGGUGUAAGACUCAGUGGAGGGGAAAAACAACGUAUAUCAAUUGCGAGGACAUUGCUAAAGAACCCCCCCAUAUUAUUGCUGGAUGAAGCUACUAGUGCUUUAGAUACUUCCACCGAGAAAGACAUACAAAAAGCUCUCCAGAAUUUGAUGCUAGGACGUUCUUCGCUUUCCAUCGCUCACCGUCUCUCGACGAUCGCAAGCGCUGACAUUAUUUUGGUUCUCAAAGAUGGGCAAAUCGUAGAACGGGGUAAUCACAAGGAACUCCUUGCGCUUGACGGAGUAUUUGCCUCAAUGUGGGCGGAUCAAGUCUCUGCAAGCGAAGAUCAGGCGGUAUCAAUUCAUUCAAAACCUGAGGGAUACCACCUCGGAUCGGCUUCUAUUGACGAGACAAAGGCAGUGGCUGAUCAGCCUGUAUUGGAACCAACGCAUCCUGACAGUGGGCCGUCUUCACCUCCACUAUUAAAGCAGGACAUUCCAGCCCAAACUAUCCCUGUCGUCGCUUUCCCGUCCUCCAAACCGCCUGAAGAGUCGCGGAACGCAACAUCUGCCAAGGAAUCCACCUCCGUGGCGGGCGUUGCAUCAGAGGCACCUGAUGGGUUGGAACCCACUUCAAGUCCAGUCGCCUUCCCUACGCCGCCCAAUGUGGUCUUUCCAGCAACCCCCGCUUCUCCUCCGUCGCAAGCAGUUACGUUUGAAGCCACGCCAACUCCCCCACGGAGCGGAACACCUGACCCGGAUGCAGAGCCAAAGCGAAAACGCAUUUCUUCACAGAACUUCCAAAGACUAGCCAAAAGAAUUUCGAUAUCAACACGCCGACAAGGCUCCGUGUCCUCGAUUAUACCAGGACUGAAGCGGGACGGUGGCUCUCCUCGGGUCUCUGGCGAUGAGGGCCGAGGGGAGAGUUCUACUCAUGAGAGCAGCGUUGUUGGUGAAUCCGAGAAUAAGAGCAAGAAGAAGGAGAAGAAGGAGAAGAAGAAAGCCCAGAGUUGA
Molecule: messenger RNA, 3231 nt
Organism: Marasmius oreades (fairy-ring Marasmius)
Lineage: Eukaryota; Fungi; Basidiomycota; Agaricomycetes; Agaricales; Marasmiaceae
Exons: 18
Coding region: 1-3231 (1076 amino acids)
Biological process (GO): transmembrane transport
Cellular component (GO): membrane
Molecular function (GO): ATP binding; ABC-type transporter activity; ATP hydrolysis activity
Source: RefSeq, a predicted model, not a curated record